GCCAUGAAUUAAAAACUGAGAGACGCGGGAACCGAAGGAACACGCAGUCCUUCUCCUCCGCCCCGCGCGCACGUCUUGUUGUAGGCAGAGUUCGUUCUCGCCAGUCCGAGAACCGGCGGAACCACAGGACGCACAGGGAAGAAGCACUCUCCACUGAGGAACUAUCCAGCGAUUGAGAGACAAAGAGAGAGAAUUAAGGGAGGAAGGAAGGGAGGAAGGUUGAUAGAGUGGAAUUCUCUUUAGCCGAUCGCAUGAUUCCUGGUUCACGCUCUUUUCACAGCGGGACGAUGUUGAGGAAAGCGCUCGCGGCAUUAUUUCUCUACGGGCUCGUUACGCACUACAGGGCGGGCUGUUCUCCCGCGGGACUCCUUCAACCCGACGACAGACUCGACGACGACGUCUUCGACGAGAACGGGGACUCGUUACUGCGUCUGCCGUUUGGCGGGAACCAACUGACGUUACGGAGCGCACCAUCAGAGGACGUCUACUCCUUAUAUUACCCCGAGGAGGAGAGAACCCAGCGGCACGCGGACGGCAUGUUCAAUAAGGCGUACCGGAAGGCGUUGGGUCAGCUGUCCGCACGGAAAUACCUCCACGCGCUCAUGGCGAAACGUGUAGGUGGGGGAAACUCAAUGGAGGAGAGCGAGGAGGAGCCUCUGUCGAAGAGGCACUCGGACGGCGUCUUCACGGACAGUUACAGCCGCUACCGCAAGCAGAAGGCUGUGAAGAAGUACCUGGCCGCCGUUCUUGGGAAAAGGUACAGACAGAGACACCGGAGCAAGGGACGCCUGGCAUAUUUAUAGCUUCCUCAAAACAGAGCGUUAGGAUGAGUGUGUACAGCCCCGAAGAAUUCAUUUAUCCAGUUAAAGGAACAACAAUCAGUGAACUGCAUUUAUGUUUUUUUUUGGAUUUGUAUUUAUGUAUGACGUAAGCCAUUAAAUGAAUAUUUUGAUAAUAUAUUGUUUUUAUUUUUUAACUCAGCACUUGAUAACGCACAUAUCUACUUUAUGGACCAACCUUUUGUUUAGAUGAUCUAUAUUUAUGUCUGAGUUUAGACGAUAUAUAUAUAUAUAUAUAUUUAUUUAUGUAGCCCACGCAUUUGUUUGUCAUUUGUUGAGGAUAAGGUGUGUUCAUUGAAGCUGCCCUGUCUUUGAAUACAUUUAGUGGAUGGAUAUGAAUUUAAGGAAAAUAAAUAGUAUAAAAGACAAUGCAUUGAAUGUUGCUUUUUGGACGGUGAAAUUAAGACUCUAUAGUUGUUCUCCUUCACAACAGCCUUGAAGACAUAGAUUUUGACCAAAUCCUACAUGAGAUAGACUUGGCUGCCCUGCCGGAGGUCCGGCAGCUUUUGGAAAGCUGGCUCAGACAGAUCUCUGGCGAGUUCUCGGUGAGUUCCGGCCCUGAGGAAAGUCUCCUUUCCUCUCGCCCCUCUCCUCCCUUGUAACCUUUGACCCCGUAAACUCUGACCCUGUGUCCUUCCGCUAAACGCUCUGACCUUCUGCCAGCUCACCUGUGCUCCUGUUCCUCGCCACUUCUUAUUGACAUAAUAAUAAUAAUACCAAGAAUAUAGCGGUUGUUAUUAUUAUUAAUAUAAUGAUAUUGCCCAAUGGGCCCCUGCGUUACUACGCAGUGCAUUCACGUAGCCGAGGGCUGGAAUGAUAUAUAUAAGACAUAUCAGUGUUUAUUAAUUAUAAACAAUUGAUUAUUAUUUAGUAAUGAAAAGUAUUUUCAAUUUUUAUUUUCAUUGAACACGUACAGUGUGCAAGGAUAUGAUCUAAGUCUAAAUCCCCGCCCCCGAGGACCAGAGUACUUCUGAGGUUUUUCUCCUCCUACAUUCUACUUCCUACUUCCGUUUCUUCUUUGGUGUUUGAAAACGUGAUAUCAGCCUUUUUCCAGCUUCCUGUGUCCUAAGUGAUUCCUGUAUUUGAGAAGCACUUGAACAUCUGGUCGGGUAUGCUUCUGGUGUGCCACCUGACAUGUAACAAGUAUCACUGACAUUACUAUUUGUCCAAUCAGACGCAGAAGAAGAGUUACCUUUAAGGCAAAUGAUACUUGUUACAUCGCUGUCCAUCCGGCCUCUAUGUCUGCUCUUUACACCAAAGAGGAAGACUGAAACAACUCGUUUGUGCUGAGUCCUCUUGACUUUCUUUGCCAACACUUUAUAAUAAGGUACCAUAAUAAAUAGCAAACUAGUCAUUA
Messenger RNA from Gadus morhua (Atlantic cod), 2196 nucleotides. RefSeq names its product adenylate cyclase activating polypeptide 1a (gene adcyap1a). Gene Ontology annotation, molecular function: neuropeptide hormone activity; pituitary adenylate cyclase activating polypeptide activity; peptide hormone receptor binding. The record is from RefSeq and is a predicted model, not a curated record. Gene Ontology annotation, cellular component: neuron projection; perikaryon; extracellular region. Bases 252 to 803 code for a protein of 183 amino acids. Gene Ontology annotation, biological process: regulation of protein localization; neuropeptide signaling pathway; adenylate cyclase-activating G protein-coupled receptor signaling pathway. Lineage: Eukaryota; Metazoa; Chordata; Actinopteri; Gadiformes; Gadidae. The transcript has 5 exons.